AUGCUACGUAACCAGAAAAUGCUGCAGAAUACUUCCGCUAUUCGGAUAACGCGUCUUGCAAGGGAGCGAGCGUCUCUGAUAUCUUUGCCAUAUAGAAGGAACUAUUCGUUUAAAUCAUUGAAACCCGUUGAAUUGGAUUACACCGAAUCCAUACCAUCUGACUGUAAUAGAACCGAAGGUGCGCUCGUUCUGGUGCAUGGACUACUUGGGUUCAAGAGAAAUUGGAGCACCUUAUCGAAGGCCUUUUCACGCGACUUGAAACGCCCGGUUUAUGCUCUGGAUAUGCGUAAUCAUGGAACGUCACCGCAUGCAGAACCCAUGGACUACCUUCAUAUGGCUGCAGAUAUUCUUCAAUUCAUCGAGAAACUUGGGUUGUCGAAGAUUUCAUUGUUGGGUCAUUCGAUGGGUGGAAAAGCUGCUAUGACUCUUGCUCUGGAUAAGAAUCUGCCCUCUGGACUACUCGAAAAUCUGAUAGUCGUAGACAUCUCGCCUAUCAAAGGAAAAGUCUCUAGAACUACCAUCUCGUACAUUGAAGCUAUGAGACGUAUCGAAGCUUUGAACUUGACCGGGCCGAACGCCAGGAAGGAAGCCGAUAAACUGUUGGUCGAUGUUGAAAAGGAUCCGUCGACUCGAGCCUUUCUGCUUUCAACUUUAAACUCUCCUUCAUCCGACUCGGAGUCAGCACGCUUUCGCGUACCAUUAGAUAUCCUAAGCAAUUCGAUUCCGGAUAUUGGCUCGUUUCCGUACGAUCCAGGCGAAGCGACAUAUACAGGAAGAACACUUUUAUUAAAAGGUGGGAAGGGCAGAUUCGUGAACGACGAUAAUAUUUCAAUCUUCCGCCGCUUUUUCCCCAACUCAAGGCUCGAAAUUCUAGAUACGGGUCAUUGGGGUAAGUAG
Messenger RNA from Lentinula edodes (shiitake mushroom), 897 nucleotides. RefSeq names its product Alpha/Beta hydrolase protein. NCBI's taxonomy places the organism in Eukaryota, Fungi, Basidiomycota, Agaricomycetes, Agaricales, Omphalotaceae. Bases 1 to 897 code for a protein of 298 amino acids. The record is from RefSeq and is a predicted model, not a curated record. Gene Ontology annotation, cellular component: mitochondrion. The transcript has 7 exons.